Messenger RNA from Aspergillus alliaceus, 2143 nucleotides. RefSeq lists its product as uncharacterized. The record is from RefSeq and is a predicted model, not a curated record. The transcript has a single exon. The coding region runs from base 49 to 2004 and encodes 651 amino acids. NCBI's taxonomy places the organism in Eukaryota, Fungi, Ascomycota, Eurotiomycetes, Eurotiales, Aspergillaceae.
CUCAUCAGCUGUGAGAAGGUGGCUACUGAGGGAGAUAUUUCAGACAAGAUGGCAAUCCCAUCAAUGUAUAAUGAGGUUGUACUUCACCUUCAACAAGUCCAAAGCGACCCCUCCACCCGCCUAGAUAUUCCCCUCAUUGAUAAGCUGAAGCUGCAGCUUACAGAGAGCACGGAUAGCAGUGUCCCGGCAACUCUCUUGCCGAUGAUCUCACAGCUGUUUCCUGUGCUCCAGGAGGAUCCCACUCCUAUCACUACACUUGCUAUCAAGGCUACCGCAUUCACUAGCUUCACUGAUCUCCGUUCUGUCGACCCUCCUAUCGACUUUAUUGCCGGCUUCAAGGCACCAUCGCCACCCAUCAAUUUACUAGCCCUAGCUCUACUCAGCAAAGCCGGACAGACACCUAGCGACGCGGCCAUAGUUGCUGGUGACUCCGGGCUGGUUGCUUCAUUGGUGGAACUCUGGCUGACGACUUCUUCGACAGCUGUUGCCCAGGCUGCUUUUGAUGCCAUCUGGGCCCUACUAGAAGUUGACCUAACAAGCCCACUAGAGAAUGGGGAAGGCCUCAAUGAAAGGCAUGAGGCCAGUGGAGGACAGGGUCUUGUCUGGAGGAGAGUCUUUACCGAUAAAGACGUUUACGGACGCCUGUUCUCCUUGUGCAGUCUUACCGAUAACAGCCCAGGAAGCUUGCCAAGGCGCGAGAGAACCGUAUCGCAAGGCCGGCUGAUGAGCUUUCUUACGAAGGCUGGUAAUUUGCGUUGGGACAUUAUCUCAAGCUCACAAAUACCCGAGAUUGAGUCUAAAUACAACAGUAGCAGCCUUCUACAUUUCGCAGCCUGCGAAAUGGUCGACCAAAAUGAUGUUCUAAUGCAUAUGACCUUGUUGAACUUCUUCCAUGACCUAUUGGCGAUUCAAGCCCCAGGACUCAUUGCUCGAUCCUUUGUGCAGGCGGGGUCUACCUUCUCUUCUCCUGCGCUUGAUUUCCUUAUUUCGCACAAUCUACAUUCUUGCCUUUUGAGUUACUAUCUGGAUGAGUCGAAGCUAGAUCCCGUGGAUCUGAAUUACCUCUGUGGUCCUAUCAUGGCUUACGUUGCACAGUAUGCGGAGUUGUACCCUAAUCAUUUUCUACAGAUGCCGCCAAGCCUACAAGACCGAAUACUAUCGCGGAUAUCUGCGUCGGUAACAAUUUCGUCUGCGCAGUGGGCGCAUGGGCCUGUCCCAAGUGGCCAACUCAAUGUGCUUUCCUCUAUUCCACGAGUGUUACUUGUUGAAGCCACCAAACAAGGGUUGAAUCCUGUUCUUUCUCUACCCACAAGCCCUCCCAACAAGGAGGCGUUGGACACAUUGAGCAAGAUCCUUCACGGGCCACCGAAACAUGACCUUGCCGAUACGAUGGAGCUCAAUACGUCUGGCCAGACAGCUACGGACUGGCAUAAAGAAGCAGCGGCGGCUCGUAUACUUUACUUUUUGUACUUGAACCAGCACAGCACUUUCUGGACCGACGUCGUCGCCGCAGCUGACAUCUUAGCCAUGAAGGAUGUCUCUCUAGCAGCCAUCUCAUUCAUGAGAUCUAUCAUCACAGCGAACUGGGAGAAAGUAUCGGUUGAAUUGAAUUCUCCUGUUCCAGGCACUAGGCGGUACCAACUUCCCUCUGAGCAGGGUUUGGGUAGUUUGUCCCCAGCCUCUCAAGGAGUCCUACCUUCGUCAGGUGCCUGGGCUGCCCUUACUCCACCGGCUUUGACGGUCCUGCUACCUUAUCUGUUUAAAGCACCUCGCUCAUAUGCUGAGUUUGUCGGAGGCGGUGCGGGCGAUUCACAGAAUGCAGUUUGGAAAGUCGCGACAGCGAAGUACGAGGUGCUAGUGGCCCUGCACGCUCGCCUCAAGAACACGGGUGCUCAAAUGGAAGGAUUUGAGGAUAUUCUUCGUACCCUACAGCAAAGGGUAAACGAAGGACCAUGGGGACCUGUAACGCAGAGCGGAAGCCUCAUUGAGACUGUUGGUCUAUGAAAUGCAUGAAUUCAAUGUCCUUGUGAGCGAUACAAUACCAGAACGUUAUCAAUACGUCAGCGCGCUGGAAGGUUCUCUUUUUCUCGUGACCGCACCAAAACUUGUCCAUGAGAAGAUUAUAAUACAUGUUGUACUACCC